This is a messenger RNA of Rotaria sordida, 270 nucleotides long. Lineage: Eukaryota; Metazoa; Rotifera; Eurotatoria; Philodinida; Philodinidae. The record is from the annotation of a GenBank genome assembly.
AUGGGAGUCACCGGCAACUUGGAAGAUACGAUUGCUGAUGCAAUGCGAAAGAGAAUACAUUUUCUACGUGAAAAAUACGACAGUUCCGAUGGUUCAUCGCUUGCAACGGAAUUGACAUGGUGUCUGAUCUGGAAUAAAGUUGAUCAUGCAAGGCAGAAUGUGUUCGCUGAUUAUGUAUUUGAACAUAUAACAUCUUCACUAGAAAAACAAGAAUUUGUGAGUGCACUAUAUAGUUCAACGAAAUCAUGCCCAAUCAAUUUGCAUAAAUGA